Condylostylus longicornis is the source of this 4149-nucleotide messenger RNA. RefSeq names its product CUE domain-containing protein 2-A. The transcript is spliced from 4 exons. Bases 324 to 1169 code for a protein of 281 amino acids. Lineage: Eukaryota; Metazoa; Arthropoda; Insecta; Diptera; Dolichopodidae. The record is from RefSeq and is a predicted model, not a curated record.
UCGAUUUAUUUGUUGACAAUUUAAUAAAAAUAAUUUUAAAAAGGAUUAAGCUGUAAUUUAAAUUAAAAUUGUUUAUUAACUUACUGAUAUCGCUAUUAGGAAGUAAUUUUUACCUUUCUUUAAAAAAGAUUUAUAGAGUUUGUAAAUAAAAUUUGACAUCAUAAUACAUAAAUUAAUAGGAAAAAUCAAUGCAAAAAAUUUUGGGAUUCGGUAUACAUAAAUAAUAGAAAAUUUUUUUGUAAGAAAAAAUUAAUUAAAAAAAAGUAGGACAAAAUAUAUAGUAUAAGAUACUAGGAACAUAUCUCAACAAUUUAUUAAACAGAAUGGCUACUGUGGAAAAAGAACAUCAAAUUGUUAAAGAAUCUUUAAUAAAGUUUGUUAGUGGUCAUAUACCGGAAGCCGAUUUUAGUGUAGUGGAUGAAAUUAUUUUAUCUUACAUUAUUUCAAUUUUGGAAGAAGCCGCCAACGAUCCAGGAUUUGAUAUUGACGGGUUUAUCGAAAUGAUGAAUGCAUAUUUUGAAAAGUUUUCUGAAAUUAAUUCGAGUAUUAUAUGUGAAUGGAUAUUUCAAUUAGAGAAGCAAUUAACGGAAGAAAGGAAAAGUAUUGAAAAUCGUUCUUCAACUGACAUUCCUUUAACCUCUUUGAGUUUAUCAGAUAUUAUUCCUGAAGAAAAAUUGGUUAACCAAAAGCAUGAAAGAGUUAAGCAUUUGUCUGAAACUAGUGAUGGCGGUUCAACAGACAGUUCAAAUUGUGAUUUCUUUUCAGAAGAGUGUGACAUUCUUCAAGAAAUGUUUCCAGAUACUUGUUACUUGGAGGUUAAGCAUUGCAUUUCAAUUGCAAAAGGGGACAUAGAUACGGCUACUCAAAUUCUUUUGCACAGACAAGAAAAUGGACAAAGUUUAAAUCAGAACAAUUGUGGUCUUCAAAAUCCGCAACGUAACGUAAUUGAUGAUGCCGAAUUAAAAAAUCGUAUAAUUGCGAGAUACUCCUAUGUUGAUAAAAAUGCGGCAACUAAAGAAUAUAAGCCAGUUGCCCCUAAGGUUGAACCAAAAAAAUUGGUUCGAUAUCGUGAUAAUAAAAUCGUUUCAUUAAGAGGCGAAAGAUAUACAGAAGUUCAUGGUGACAAUGAAGCUGAUUUGAAAAAACCAAAGAAACCUAUACAUCCGUAAUUAAUGGCAAUUACUGUAUUCAAAACUGAAGUUUCGUUAUGACAUUACGAUUAUAUAAUAUUUAAAAUAGUAUAGUAUCUAUCUAUUAGGUGGCAAUUUAUCUUCCCUUUGAAAGUAAUUCUCUUUACGAUUCAUUCAUAUUUAAAAUUAAAAAAUAGAUAACAAUAACAUAUUUUAAAAAUUAAAAGUAUUGAUGUAGUUCUGUGUAGGUAAAAAACUUUUUUAAGUAGUAUAUCUAGUUCCGUUGGAACAGAGUUAGUGGAAGUAAAAGGUGGCUAUAAAUAGUCUUAUUACUAUUUAUUUACGAUCCAAUUUUUUGCUUUUAAAUUUAUUCAUUACCAACUAAAUUUUAGCUUUUAACGCAAAAGUAGUUAUAAUUAAUACUUUACAAAAAUUUCUAUUUUCACAAAACUGAAACAAAAAUAAUAAAAAUGUUCAUUGUUUUAUGUAUUUUAUAGUCAUUCGUUUCUUGAUUCAAAACAUAUUUGGUCUUUCUAAGCCUCAAUAAGUUUUGAAAUGCUUAAUGCACAAUUAGAAUACAUAUUAUUAUUAUUGAAUUAAUAUUUAAAAGCUUUCAAAUACAAUAUAUUAACAUUAGUUUUUGAUAAACGGUGGCUCUCUUAAUAAUUUAGUUAGUUUUUUAUGAAGUAUAUGCGUAUUUAGAUGAUAAGUCUCUAAAUAAUAUUAUGUAUGAUAAAAUAAAAUUAAAUGAAAUUUUAAUCUGCAUAAUAAUAAAAAAUCAUCAUUACUAUGCUUAUUGCAUAAGUUACAAAAAUUUAAAGGAAAAACAAAAUUUAUAAACAAAUAUUUGUUUUCUCAGAUAUACACACACACAUAAUUUGCAGUAUUUAGCUUGUAAUCAAUUUUUGUUCAUUAAUUUAAUAUUCAUUUUUUAAAUCAAAUUGUCUUAUUUUAAAUAAGUAAAUUUUUGUAUGAUUUCUGUAAUUUUGCCAUGGAAAUUAUUUCUUUUAUUAUUUUUUGCAAGUUCCUAAGAAGUUUUGAAUAAAAUUCAGAUCUUUAAUUUAUUAAAAACAAUCAUUUAUCUUUUCAUGGCUUUUCAUUGUUUAUUUUUAAUAAAUUAAAAAUUAAGAGUAAAACAUAAAUUUGUUCUACAAAGAAAAUCGAAAUUAUUUAUGUAUUUUUUAAAUAUUCUAAAAUUAAGAAUUUUAAGCAUAAUAAAAAAAGCAAAGUAAAUUUAGUAGUACGUAAGUUUUUUAAUUGAAUGUGAUUUAUAAAGACAUACAGCUCUUCAAAGUUAGGAAAACAAGAAAAUUGGAUGUUUGUUUUUAUUGUGUACAUACCUGCUUGUACGAAAAUUCAAAUUUAUUCUUAGUUUUCAAGAAAUUAUAUUUAGUUUUCUUUUUUUUUUUCUUCCUUAUAAAAUCAAGUUUCUUGUUCUUGUGAGGAAAAAUGAAAAAUAUUAGUUAAGCAUGGUUUUUCAGAUUUUAAUUCUAGCAUAUUUGAAGAACAAGUGACAAAAAUGAUAAGGAAAAUUUAUUUUCAAUCGAUAAUUAAUUAAUAUUUGUUAUUGAUUUAAUUAAUUUUGUACUUAUUAGAAGUUUCUGCUUUAUAUUCUACAUCAUCUUAAAAGUAUUUUUUAAAAAUUAGAUAAGUAUGUAUCUAGAUAUAUAAAAAUCUCGAAAACAUUAUUAAAAAUUUUAUAAAAUGCACUUGUAAAUUCAAAUACUCCCUUUGCAUUUAAACUACAUAUUUGUAUUUUUAGACUAAUAAGCACAUUCUUAUUUAUAUACAUAUAUGCUGGUUUAUCCGAAAAGUAAUGAAAAGCAACAUGAUGUAUAGGAGUUAUAUAAAUUUAUUUAUACAUUUUUGAAAUUUACAAAAUUAAGGAAUAUUUUUCUUUUUAAAUUAAUUGACUUUAAAUUACCUUACCAUUAUGUAAAUACCUAGAAUAUAUUAUGUACAUAUAUAUGUACGCACUAUACAUAGGGUUUUGUUAGAAAUUUUAUAAAGGGAGCAAUAGGAGAAAGUGAUGAAAAUAAAUUAAUUUUCAUUUAGUAUUGAUUUUUUUACUUUUAAACUACACUAAUUAUUAAUUUUGUUUUUAAUUUCAAAUUGAAAGUACAUAGUUUUAUUGUGUUUUUAAUGAAAAUAUAGGUUUUUUUUCAUAAGACCUGCAUAACCUAUUUAUUGAUUUGUCACUUCCAUUGAAUAAAAACUGUUCCACAUAAAACUUUUUCACCAUAGUUAAACACCGAUAUAAUCAAUUAAUAUUGCACCAUAUCUAAUAAUUGCAGCUAUAAAAUAUUUACUUAUCAUUGACACAAAAAUGGAAAAUGAUGCUAUAAAAUAGUUCUUAUAAGAAGCACUAAAAAAUAUAUCCCAAAUAAAAUCAGAAACAAUAUAUGGGGAACACAAAGUUAAAGAACUUGAGACAUAAAACUCUUAUCAAAUAAAAAAAAAUGUCUAGUCUAGCUAAUGUUUAAUAAAGAAUGCUCAUACAACAUAAUGUAGUAUAGAUUAUUUUAAUUUGUCAGUAUUUUUUUCGUUCUUUUUAGUAUUAAAACAAGGAAAAAAAUUAAAAAAAAAAAUAGUUUUUAAGUUAGAUAAUAUGAAUUUAAUUAAAAUUUUAGUGGAUUUCAAUGAAUAAAUAAAACAGUUAAUACAUGUUCAUAAAUAUUGUGCAAAACUAUACAUUAUAAUAAAAAUAUGGUUACAUAGAAAGUAUAGGCACUUGAUGAAAAUUUUUUCAAAGUCGGUCAGUAUCGUUUUCAUAGGAUGCAUCGUCUAAAUUUAUGUAAAUUAUUCUUCAAAUAAUUAAUAAUUACGAUAUGAUAUUGUAUAUUUAUAUAAUUAUGGCAUAUUAUGGAACUUUUCUUAUUUUUUAUGAAAAAAAAAUAGUUUAAUUAUGUUAAUAAGAAUAUAAAUUAAUAUAUUUUUAUUGUAAAAAAAAAAUUACUCAUUUCUACAAACUACAUAUUGUAUUUCAAAUAAAACAAUAAACUUUCGUAAGUAAUAGUUA